This is a messenger RNA of Rhizophagus irregularis DAOM 181602=DAOM 197198, 179 nucleotides long. The record is from RefSeq and is a predicted model, not a curated record. NCBI's taxonomy places the organism in Eukaryota, Fungi, Glomeromycota, Glomeromycetes, Glomerales, Glomeraceae.
UUGUAUUCAUGUAUUUUAGUUAGUAGGUUAUGGUGUCGUUUGGCGAUUCCAUUAUUAUGGGAAGACCCUUUUAAUAUUCCUACCCAAAAUUAUUAUUAUAUUGAAAUUUUUUUAUCCUACCUGAACGAAAAUGAUAAAAAAAAAUUCAAUGAAUAUGGAAUUAUUAAUGACUUAUUACC